Diatraea saccharalis (sugarcane borer) is the source of this 3670-nucleotide messenger RNA. NCBI's taxonomy places the organism in Eukaryota, Metazoa, Arthropoda, Insecta, Lepidoptera, Crambidae. The record is from the annotation of a GenBank genome assembly.
AGUCACCGUUCAGACAACAUACCGGCGACAUUUGUGUUGCGUGCGGCUUUAUUUUCCCGCGUUCGAUUUAAAAAUUCACGUGUUCUAAAUUCAAUAGUCGCGGUAAUUUCCAAUAUUUAUCCGUGGUCAGCAAACGAUAUGCCUAAGAAAAAAUAGUUUUUAUUACACAUAAUAUUUGUUGUUGUUCGGUUUAUAAACUUAUUGGAAAUGUGCUAAAUUGUGAAAACGCGGUGCAUGCUAACAACGCGUGUAAAAUUCUGUGAUAAAAAAUUGCUGUGAAACUUUUUUUUUUUAAAUUACGUGUGUCUUUUGACAUUUUAAUUUUUAGACUCGGUUUCGUGAAAUCGUAUUUCGCGAAACUUUUAAUACGUAUUCUUUAUGAUAGGUCCAUAUAUGAAGUGUCAACAUUUCUACCCCAAACAUUAUGAUUUACAAAUGGAUAUUAUGAUAAGAGUGAAGUGUUGUCAAGAAACUAAGAAUCCUAAGUGACGAAGUGCCCUGUAGGUGUCUGUUGUGCUACGUUCCAUUGAUUUGUCUUUGCCUAUUGUGAUAUCCAAGAUGUCUGACAAGACUUCAUCGUCGGUCGGUCCUAGAAGUUUCGAGACGAUUUCUGAGGAAGACCUUGCGUCGCCUUGGGAUGAACUGUUGGUGAAGGAGAAAUCUAUUCCUACUAUAAUAAAGACAGAUGCAUCGUGUUCAACUAUAUGUAGAAGCGGUGAGGAGGUGUCGUCACACCCGAGGGUUGAUUUGGAGGCAGCGAAUAAGUUGACGCGGUCUAAGAGUUUGAACCAGCGCAGGAAUAGCAGCGGCCUCCUUAGCUCCAUCCCGAGACAAUUGAGGCUAUCUCUUCGUGGCGUUCGCAGUGAACCUUCCAGCGUUAAAGACAUACCUACUACUAGAAAUGAUAGUUCCUUCAAUCUUCUUCUUAGAUAUCGUUCACCAAGAUACGCAGCUAGACGCAUUAGAAAGCGAGUCAUCUUCAAGCACGGAGACUGCAACGUUGUCCAAUGGAACGUGGCGAAGCGCAGGCGCCGAUACCUGCAGGAUAUCUUCACGACCCUCGUGGACGCGCAGUGGCGCUGGACGCUUCUCGUGUUCGCACUCUCCUUCAUCCUAUCCUGGCUCUUAUUUGCCCUCAUCUGGUGGCUCAUCAUCUUCACCCAUGGCGACCUAAGCCCCCCUGAUAACCAAAACAUCACCUUCGUCCCGUGUCUCAACAACGUUAACACUUUCACCGGUUGCUUCCUCUUCUCCGUCGAAACACAACAUACCAUCGGCUACGGCUCUAGAACCACCAACGAGGAAUGCCCUGAAGCCAUUUUCGUUAUGUGCAUACAGAGUAUUGUGGGUGUCUUCAUUCAAGCUUUCAUGGUGGGUCUUAUAUUCGCGAAGCUGGCUCGGGCCAAAAAGCGCAACACCACGCUCUUAUUCUCAAGGAACGCGGUGAUUUGUUUGAGGGACGGGGAAUAUUGCCUUCUCUUUCGUGUUGGAGACAUUCGCAAAUCGCAUAUUCUUGAAGCCCAUGUCCGUGCCCAACUUAUUCGAAAAAAGAUCACACGUGAGGGUGAAAUACUACCCUUCUACCAACAAGAGCUGAAAGUGGGCGCCGACGGUGAGGAAGACCGGCUCAUGUUCAUCUGGCCUAUGACUAUCGUGCACAAGAUCAACGAGAAAUCACCCCUAUAUAACCUCUCCGCUUCUGAUAUGCUCCGUGAGCGAUUCGAGAUCGUCGUCAUGUUAGAGGGCGUUAUUGAGUCUACCGGUAUGACUACACAGGCUCGCAGCAGCUUUCUACCAUCAGAGAUCCUUUGGGGUCACAGGUUCGAGACCAUGGUCACAUUCAGAAAAGACACCGGGGAAUACGAGGUUGACUACACAAGAUUCAACAACACAUAUGAAGUGGACACACCAUUGUGUUCUGCUAAACAACUGGACGAACUUCGAGCUUCAGUUUCAACAUCCCAAAAAUUAGAUAAAAUCUUAGGCACAAUACCAAAGACGUUCUCCAACGAGACUUUAGAUCUCAGCUCUGUAGACUCAAUGUCUCUUGAUGAACACAUCGAAAUCAAAAUCCCAGAAGCUAGAGCUAGAGAGAACCGCUUGAUGGCGCAGACCAACUUCGUCCAACACGUCAACGAGAGACCCAGAAAUAUGAGUCAAAAUCAUUUAGCUGUAGAAAAUGGUCUCGACAUACCAAGGAACCAUUUGCCUUUAGAUACUAAGAAUCCAGAAGUUAAACAUGAAACUAAAGAGCCACAUAUGCAUAGAAGCGCUAGCCAUGCUAGUAUGAAGAGGGUCCAUGGUCUCACGCCGAAUGGAAUUGGCCACGCUGCUCACGGCCAAGACCACAAAACAGAUGAUAAAAGUAAAAUAAACAAGUCCCCAAGCACGAAUCAUAUAGCAGAGAAGCAAGUUAUACCCAUUUUGGUGACAUCAGCUGAUUCAGAGCCCGCUUGACGAAUACUAUAUGACCCCACAACUGACAAGCGAGAAAGAGAUGGUAUACGAACUGUUAUGAAAGAAGAGAGAAACAAUAAUAACAAUUUGCACGUCAGAUUUUAUAUCAGCAAUAGUAGCGAAAAUUUUCACGAGUUCCUGCGAGUUGGCGAUAGACUAUAGUACAAUUUAUAAGACACAAGUCAAAGUACUUGUGUUUAAUUUAUUUGUUGAAAUUAUGAUCAGUAACUUAUUUUAGGUACAAAAUAUUUUCAUAUUUUUUAACUAUCCGAGAUUCAGGAUUUUUAUUUUAAUUGUUAUACUUAUUUCAAUUGUGAAGAGUUAUGAUAAUUGAUUGGUCGUAAUAUUCUUAAUAUUGUACUUAUUUAUAAAAGUCUCUGUGGAUCAAAACUACCUAUAUAGACUGUUCCAGUAACUUUAAAAUAAAUUAUAGUUAAGUGCUUCGAAAUGCUGUCACUUAUACCAAAUUGUUAAUUAGGAUGAAUAAUUUAUUAAUAAGUCUUGAAAAGACUCAAAAUUGGUUAUGAUUCUGGUUACGAAUGACGAUAAUAUUGUCUUGCCAUUAAGUAUCUUUUUUUCUAUGAAACUAGUCUUUGAUAUCAUAUAUUGUAUUUGCUGAAAUGAUGCUACAUUCAUACAAGAGCAACCGACUAACUUUCACGCUAUAAACUCUAGGUAUAGCUAUAAAAAACAUUUUAUUGAUUGUGAAACGUAACAUAAUUUAAAAACAACAAUAAUCAAGACUAUUGAUAAAAUAUGUAAAUAAGAACAUAAAAAAGAAUAUAACCACAUUCAUCGAUAAAAACGUUUUUUAUAGCAAGAGCUAGAGUAAGGCUGUAGCAAUAAUUAGAAAAUUCGUAUUGGUUUAUCAACUUACCGAUAGAUGGCAGUAACCAUCUUUAUCAAUAUAUAAAUGUAUUAGCAACUCGUCGAUAGAUGUCAUUUACUUCCAAAAAUGCUUCAUAUAGCUAUGUACCAGAUAGGACUGUAUUUAGUUGAAAUAUUUAUUUAGUCGAAUUAUGUUUAAAUAUUGUAAUCAAUUUAGACAAAAUGUGUUAUCAAACAAAUGGAUUCUUGAAAUAUUCGGUCCUUAUUGAAUUCGCAUAGUUUUCUUUUAAAUUAGAAUUGAUAGGAUCGAAUGAAAACUUCUUUAUACAAUCUAAACUUGUUUCAGCGAAAUAGAUUAUAAUAACAAGAUCCAUUUCUGUACUUU